Messenger RNA from Xiphophorus hellerii (green swordtail), 2624 nucleotides. It is a transcript of the gene ppp6r2a, whose product is annotated as protein phosphatase 6, regulatory subunit 2a. Gene Ontology annotation, molecular function: protein phosphatase binding; protein phosphatase regulator activity. Lineage: Eukaryota; Metazoa; Chordata; Actinopteri; Cyprinodontiformes; Poeciliidae. The record is from RefSeq and is a predicted model, not a curated record. Gene Ontology annotation, cellular component: cytosol; nucleus. The coding region runs from base 613 to 2565 and encodes 650 amino acids. The transcript is spliced from 18 exons.
AUGACCACGUCGCCAUUUUGAUUCGAAAUUUAUGACUUGAGUUUUUCCUGCCUUGCUUGCUAAACUUAGCCGCGCGUUGAAUAUCUUUAUGAGUCCAAAUCAUACCUUGAACAUAUGCAAUAAUACGUAUUACUGUUAAUGCAAAGGAGCUAUUAAUGCGUAAAAGUUGAGGAUUUAAUUGAUUCUAAAUCUAUAUUUGACUAACGUUAGCUAAGUUGAUCUAGUUCAUGUUAGCCCUGUGCUGUCAGACUGAACCAUUUUCAAAACAAACCACUCAGAGGCUAACGAAUGCUAGCCAGUUCUGCUAGCUAACAAUUAGCUGGAUAGCUUGUGACCUAGAACACUCUGCUUAUGGAUAAAACCCACUAAAGUUUAACAGAGAAGUACGGAACAACACUGGACUUUAAGCCAAAGGUUAUGGUGAGCGUCACAGUGUGUUAUCUCCUAAAGAGGCCUGUGUUUUAAGAAAAGACCCAUGCUGAUAAAUGCAACACCUCACCACACACUCUGUUGUCUGCAUAAACUCAAAUGCCUGCCUGCCCGUGGGGGAGGUCUGAUUAAAGAGAUCCAGAUUUCAUCCACUGGCCUACGCUCCCCACUCCAGCGGCCAACAUGUUUUGGAAGUUUGACCUACACACCACCUCCCACAUCGACCAGUUGCUGGACAAAGAAGACGUGACCUUAAGAGAGCUGAUGGAGGAAGAUGACGUCCUGCAGGAGUGCAAGGCCCAAAACAGACGGUUGCUUCUCUUCCUCUCUCAGGACCACUGCAUGCAAGAGCUAGUCAACCUCAUCACCACAGAGCCCCCUGCUGACCUGGAGGAGAGAAGCCGCUUCAAGUUUCCAAAUAUAGCUUGUGAGCUCCUGACCUCAGAUGUGUCCAUUAUAAAUGAUAAGCUUGGUGGGGAUGAAUCUCUCCUUGAGACGCUCUACAAAUUCCUGGAUAACGAGCCGCCCCUUAAUCCUUUACUCGCCAGCUUCUUCAGUAAAACCAUUGGCAAUCUGAUUGCCAGGAAAACAGAACAGGUUAUCACAUUUUUAAAGAAAAAGGAAGGCUUUAUUGGUUUGGUGCUUAAACACAUUGAUGCCUCUGCCAUGAUGGACCUGCUUCUUCGCCUUAUCAGUUGUGUGGAACCUGCGCCUUUAAGGCAGGAAGUGCUUCAUUGGCUAAAUGAGGAAAAGCUGGUACAGAGACUCAUAGAACUUAUUCAUACUGGCAAUGAUGAAGAAAGACAAUCAAAUGCGUCCCAGACACUUUGUGAUAUCAUCCGCCUUAGUCGAGAUCAGGCCAAUCAGAUGCCUGAUAAUGUGGAGUGUGACCCACUAUUGACUGUACUGGAGUCGCAGGAAACUGUAACAGGGCUUCUCAAGAAUAUGUUUGAGGGGGAGAAGAGUGAGGCCUCCAUUGUUAAUGGAACUCAAGUGCUACUUACCUUAUUGGAGACCAGAAGGUCUGGGUUGGAAGGGUUAAUGGAACUGUAUUCUCAGGGUUACGAAAGGUCUUACACUGUCAACAGCAGUAUUUUAAAUGCCAUUGAGCCCCAUUUAAAAGACUUCCAGCAGCUUCUUCUGGAUCCCCCUAAGAAAAGUGCAAUAUUGAUGACUGUUGGCAUUCUGGAGCAGCCCCUGGGGAAUGCCCGCCUUCAUGUGGCCCGGCUGGUGGCUGCCCUGCUGCAGACCAGUGCACCCAGCAUCUGUCAAGAGCUCUGCAAUCUUGCCACCAUGGACCUACUACUGGAUCUGUUCUUCAAAUAUACCUGGAAUAACUUUUUGCACCUUCAAGUGGAGCUGUGUGUGGCAGCCAUUCUGAACCAUCCUUCAUCAGAUGAACGGCCUGUCCUGGGCCCACAGAACCAUGAAGGGGAUCCAUCAGCAUCCAGCACUGAGAGGGAGGUAGAGCAGAAGGACACAAGCUACCCAGAAAACUCUGUCCAUAAUCCUCUUAUAACACAUCUUUUCCAGAAGUGUCAGCUUGUUCAGAGGAUCCUGAAUGCCUGGGAGGAGAAUGAUCAAAUACAGGCUGAGGGUGGCACCAGAAGAGGCAACAUGGGUCAUCUGACCAGGAUUGCCAACAUGGUGGUCCAAAACCUGGAAAAGGGACCAGUACAGGCACAAAUCACAGACCUUAUCAAAGAGCUGCCAGAAGACUGCAGGGGUCGUUGGGAGAACUUUGUCGAUGAAACCCUCAGAGAAACCAACAGAAGGAAUACAGUAGAGCUGGUAAGCACCCACAAUAUCCACUCAUCCAGUGAAGAUGACGACUUCCCCAAUGAUAUGUCUCUGCAACAGACCUUCUCGGACUAUCAGAUCCAACAGAUGACUGCCAACUUUGCGGACCAGUUUGGGUUCCAUGAUGAGGAGUUCAGUGAGCAUGAUGAAAAUAUCAAGCCAAUGCAGCUGCUUUUGAAGCCUGCUGUAAUGAGAGGAUACGUCAGUUUGAUGAUGCCGAAGAGGAGGAAGAGGACAUCUGGGAGGAGAAGGAGAUCAACUAUACAGCACAAGCUAAAUCCCGAACAAGGUUUGGGGUGUCUCAGACUUCAGAAGGAGGCUCCAGGGGCAGCAUAGAAAAUGGAGGACAGGAGCAGGCCUGUGAGCUGCAAUCAGAUGAGGAAGAAGAUACUGAG